This is a messenger RNA of Ochlerotatus camptorhynchus, 4731 nucleotides long. Its product is annotated as transcriptional regulator ovo-like. Gene Ontology annotation, biological process: regulation of transcription by RNA polymerase II; epidermal cell differentiation. The coding region runs from base 976 to 3789 and encodes 937 amino acids. Gene Ontology annotation, cellular component: nucleus. Gene Ontology annotation, molecular function: RNA polymerase II cis-regulatory region sequence-specific DNA binding; DNA-binding transcription factor activity, RNA polymerase II-specific. Lineage: Eukaryota; Metazoa; Arthropoda; Insecta; Diptera; Culicidae. The record is from RefSeq and is a predicted model, not a curated record. The transcript has 4 exons.
AAUCUAGCUGUAAUUCUGUUUUUUUUUCUUCUUUUCGGCUUAGCUACUUGCUGCUUGUUGCCGCUGCCGCUGCGGAGGAACUGUGGAACGGAACACGACGGUAGUACGACGGACGGACGACGACGACGGUGGACGGUAGCCUCGCAAGCAGUCAGCAUUGCAGUGUACAGUAAGUGAAAGAACGCCGCCAAGAACGAACGUAUCUCUCCUGUCUGAGCCGGUUGAGUUGUCCGCGUGUUGAAAACCGAGUGUACAGCGCAGAGCAAGGCUUAAGCCAGCUUACCUUCCCAUACCUCCCUGGUACAGGUUCUGUGUACCGUGACAGGGGGAACCGCGAGAGAGAGAGUUCGGAAGUUCCGGUCGUAGGAGGAACAGUUACUUCCGGAAGCUUCAAGUGCAAACAACUCGGUAGCUCCUAGUGCUGGAGUUGCCUACUCUUCUGAACCGCGUGUGUGUGUGUGGAUUGAUCGUGAUCUACUCAAGGAAAAAUCAUGUGAAUAAGAUUAUGGCUUUCGAGCCCCGAUUCCCAAGAAAUACUACUCAAAGUGCAAUAUUUUCUAAGAUAGUAGGAUUAAGAAGCAUCGUUACAAGUUAAGUGAAACAGCGGCUGACUACUAGAUCUCUCGAGUUAAGUGAAGUGAAUGAGCUGGAUGAGAAAAUUGGCUCGAAAAGAAAAGCAUCAAAGAAGGCCUGUAAACAAAUCGAAGUGUUAUGGAUGAAUUUGUGGAUUACUGCGAUUGUGAGAUAACAAAAUAAUAAUAAAAAAUUGAGGAGCGAAAGGGCUCAACAGUGUGUGAUUAUGACAAGUGACAGCUGACAGCAUUGAAACGAGCAAGAAAUAUAACAUAUUGUGCUGGCAAAACAAAAAACAACAGUGACAACUUUGGAUUUGGAUUACAAGCAGUUGCAGUUGGAUUGAUUUCCGGUGGUUGUUUUUGAGAAGAGCAGCGUAGAAAAGUUGAAGCCGCCGCCACCAUGCCGAAGAUUAGCUUGAUCAAGCAUCGGAUCCAUCAGGAGCAGUUGCGGCUGCUCGAGUCGCAGAAGAAUUCCAACUUUGCGGAGAGUGGCUUCGGGAACGAACCGCUGUCGCUGGUUUCGCGCAAGAAGGAUAGCAAAGAAGGAGCAGAUCGCGACAUCUUCAGCGAGGAGAACCGUCUGAGCCCACCAUGCCGGGAAACGUCAUCCUCACCAUCGUCGUCGAUCUUCAGCUCGGUCGUCCAGGCCGCACAGAACCUGUCAGUCAACAACCGGAGCAGUCCUGGCUCCCCAUCAGGGGUCUCCCUCUUCCUUCAGCGCAGCUUCGCCAAAGAAUCACAACAGCAACAGCAGCAGCAGCAGCAAUCGGAACCGACGACAGCAACGACGCCGGUACGUCGUUUCUUCUCGUCGAUCACCGGAGGCGAUGUUCCAUAUGGCGGCAGCCGCGGGCACGUGUUGACACAAGCCGAACGGAAAGUGUACCCUCCCACUCGGCCAAUUACUCCUCAACCGCCGCCGAUAGAGAAGAAAGAUCCUCCCAGCAAUCAGUCACAGCCGGUGGUCCGGGAAGAACGCAAUGUGAUCACGGAGGAGCGUCCGGUGGUGUCGGUGGAGCCACGAUCACCUCCCCCGAAGGACCGAGUUCCGACGCCUCCACCGGCACCAGGUCCAGUGGUGCGAUGUUCCGUCAUCCAGAGAGUUCCCGCAGUAGCCGCACAGUCACCUCGAAGAACCACAGUUUCAAGCCCUGAAAGCAGUCCCAAGGCUGUGGAUCUGAAAGUGCGAGCACCGGAGCUGGAACCGGAACAGGAACAGCCCAUUGAUUAUCACAUACCAAAACGAUGCGAGGACGGCAAGGAGAACAAAAAAGAGGACGAAGAAAAGGAGAAGAUGAUCCGAGAGGCCAGGAGGGAAGCUAUCCUACGGAAGCACCUGCUGUCAAUGCGCUACCGGUACGGCAAGCUGAAUGGAAUCAUGCAGGCUGCAGCCGGUCAUGGCCGUUCGUCGAGCGGUGGAGGACAAGCCGGAGGUGGUCACACUGGACACAGCGGCGGUGGAAGUAUCAGCUUCUCGUCGGGAUCCGGAGGAAUUGGCGGAGCCAGUGGAGGCACUGGUGGUGCAAUCGGUGGAGGAGGAGCCGGAGGUGGUAUGGGAGGACGCGAUGGGCGAUCCAACUAUGGACCGAACAGUCCGCCGACCGGAUCGCUUCCACCUUUCUACGAAAGUCUGAAAGGAGGCAACGCCGGUCUGAACGGAUACAACGCCAACGGAGGAUUCUUGAACACCAACUGGAACAACUUGGACUGCGACACGACACAGGAUCUCACCAAUAUCGGAGCCUACACGGAUGCUAACGGGAACAGCAGUAACCCGUCCAAACAAUACUCAAUGCUUCAGAAUGCCUACGGAAUCGCCCUGAAAGACGAAGCCGAUCUGGACUACGACUCCAAGAUGGACUCCUUUUCCAACCUAUACGGAAAUUACGACGUCAACGAUUCCAUGAUGGCCGAAAUGAACGGCGUCGGGGUCGAUCCGCUACAUCUCACCGCGACACUGACCUUCUCCUCGCCGGGAGAUAGCGCCCUGCUGGACAGCUUUACCGAUGCCGUCGACCUGAGCCACUUCCUGAACCGACUCCCGUCGGACGAACAGUCCAGUAGCUGCAAUGACCUGGAACUAACCUCAACGCCUUCUCUAACCCCUGAUUCCGUGUCAACGUCCCUGCAGCAAGUGGACCAUCACGAUGGUCUCGAUCAGUACCCGGAACACCUGCUCCUCUCCCGCAACUACAACACCAACUUCAACAACAACACCCCCAAAUAUAUGCAACCCCACCAUCAGCAAAACAACCAUCAGGAGAAUCCCCCAAGCUACCAAUCCUCCCAUCAGUUCCAUUCCCUCAGCAACUUUGACCUCGACUCCCACAGUAACCUAUCCCUCCCGUCACCCAACAGCCAUUCCCUCCAAUCCCCAUCCUCCUCCUCAUCCCCUCCAUCCUCUUCGUCGUCUUCGGCUGCAGCUGCAGCAGCGGCCGCAGCCGCCGCCGCUGGCCUUUCAGGACACGGCCCACACUCUGUCGUGGCUCUCGGUGCGGCCUCACCCGUCAUCGCACCACCACCGCCGCACGUCGUCGCAUCAACCAUCCAAAAUCUCGGCCUGCCGGCAGAAGUGCAGCUGGAAUUCGUCAACGGUGGCCACGGUAUCAAGAAUCCGCUGGCCGUCGAGAACAUCCCCGGCCGGCUGCGGGACGAAGACAAACACCAUACCAAAUUGCUGCACCAAACGGAAGUGCUCAAGGUGCAGGACGAGUGCAGUGGCGCCACCGGCGGUGAGCAGAACAAGUUCGUCUGCCGGAUAUGCCAGAAAUCGUUUACCCUGCAGCGGCUGCUGAAUCGGCACAUGAAGUGCCACUCCGACGUCAAGCGCUACCUGUGCACCUUCUGCGGCAAGGGAUUCAACGAUACGUUCGACCUGAAGCGGCACACCCGGACGCACACCGGCGUCCGGCCGUACAAGUGCAAUCUGUGCGAGAAGUCGUUCACCCAGCGGUGCUCGCUGGAGUCGCACUGCCUGAAGGUGCACGGCGUCCAGCACCAGUAUGCGUACAAGGAGCGGCGCACGAAGAUGUACGUGUGCGAGGAGUGCGGCCACACGACCAACGAACCGGAGGUGCACUACCUGCACCUGAAAGAGAAGCACCCCUACUCGCCGGCCCUGCUCAAGUUCUACGACAAGCGCCACUUCAAGUUUACCAAUUCGCAGUUUGCAAACAACCUGCUCGGCUCGUUCCCGAUGCCGGUGCAGAACUAGAGCUGUUGUCGCGAGUCCCCCGCAGAGUUCCCGAUACUAGAGAGAGAAGCAAAAAGACAGCACGUUGGAAGUUGGUGACGGAGAAGAAGAUGAAGAAGAUCAAGAAGGAGUUGGUGGAAAAUGAAGAAGAAGAAGAAGAUGCAGGCGAUUUUCCGACCCCUUGUUGAGUAAGUAGACGCUCCGCGCUUGUCCAUUAUCCUUGUGCUGCGAGUAGUUGUAGUAGUGGUAAUAAAAGUAGUAGUAGUAGUAGUUAUUUAGGAGCUGUUAGUUAAGAGUGCGCGUAUUAUGCGAAAGGAUAAUGAAUCGACAAACAACAACAACAACAACAAAAGAAAACACUAACAAUUAUUUAUUUGCUGCAAUAUUAUUUUAUACUACUUACUAAUAUCGAUCGUAGGACGAGUAAGGUUAGGUUUAAGGUUUAUCAGUGCAAGGCAGGAAGAUGGGGGACGAGGAAAGUCGCCAGUUAAGGCUUUUUAGUGUAAUUUAUUUUUUUAAACAAGUUUCUUUUGUUUCUCGAUCGGAGAGCAUGUAGAGCAUGUAGAGCAGAAAGUGCGCGAGAUAAUUGAUGAUUUAGGAGAACAGGGGAACGGAGGUGCCGGCUGGGUCAGCAUCUUGAUUGUUUUGUUUUUUCCCCCACUAGGAUUGUAAUUUUUUUUUUCGGAGGGCUCCUAGCCGGUGCUCAGAUUUAGGAUUUUACCUUUGUUGAAAGAGAGGAAAUACAGAAGGUCCCAGAGGAAGUGGGACAAUUUUUUACACCCUUGGCUUUAGUUUGUUGAAACAAGCAAAUUGGGGUCACGCAAAAGCAACACUUUGGUGGCAGAAGCAUAAGCUCACACUUUUAUAUCCGAAGAAACUCAAAACAUAACAAAGCACAGAAGAUGAAAAUACAAGAAUACAAAAGUCUGAAUAGAUGUUAACGAAAAAUCAAGUUGAGAAAAG